Molecule: messenger RNA, 483 nt
Organism: Amphimedon queenslandica
Lineage: Eukaryota; Metazoa; Porifera; Demospongiae; Haplosclerida; Niphatidae
Product: DNA-directed RNA polymerases I and III subunit RPAC2-like
Exons: 5
Coding region: 81-404 (107 amino acids)
Biological process (GO): transcription by RNA polymerase III; transcription elongation by RNA polymerase I
Cellular component (GO): RNA polymerase I complex; RNA polymerase III complex
Molecular function (GO): DNA binding; protein dimerization activity
Source: RefSeq, a predicted model, not a curated record
UGAUAAUAUCCGGAGUAGGAACUCCCACGUGUAAUCACGUGGUAUGAAAAAUUUAUAACUAGGCAGUUAUAAAAAUCCACAUGGAGGAAGAUAAACUUAGACUCCAUAUACUGCCUUUGGAAGAUCCUGAUGAUGUCACUUGCAUGACAUUUGUGCUCCAAGAUGAAGACCACACCCUUGGGAACGCCCUCCGCUGGAUACUCAUUAAAAAUCCUGACGUCAGUUUCUGUGGAUAUAGUACACCUCAUCCAUCAGAGAGAAAAAUAAAUCUUAGAAUACAAACGACUGGGAUUUCUGCAACUGAAGUUUUAAGGAGAGGCCUGGAAGAUUUAAGAGAACUCUUCCAACACAUUCACAAGACCUACGAGGCAUCAGUACAACAAUUCAAAGCAGAUGAGACUUAAAGAAAAACAAUUCAGAUUAUUAUUAUUGAUUUUAUUAAAAUUGAGUGGGCAGUAUAUUAUCUGGAUGAGCUCAUAAUGA